Molecule: messenger RNA, 1125 nt
Organism: Rhipicephalus microplus (southern cattle tick)
Lineage: Eukaryota; Metazoa; Arthropoda; Arachnida; Ixodida; Ixodidae
Product: E3 ubiquitin-protein ligase PDZRN3-like
Source: RefSeq, a predicted model, not a curated record
AUGUCUCUGAGCUUUUCACCGGGAGCACCUCAGACAGAGAAUGCAUCCGACGAAAAGGGCAAUGAGAAAGAUGCCGCUACUACACCAAGCAAGACUGAUGCUCUACUGCAGACAAGCUUUCAAGAAGAGUUGUUGGAAACUGAAACUCAGGUGGGCACGCCGCUGCCGGACAACGACCUCGAAAUCAGUGUUCUGGCCAACGAGUUCCAGAGGGUCGCUCUGGACAAGAAGGCCGCCUCGGUCGAGCAGUGGCUACACCAGGGUUCUUCGGGGCUGCCCACGUCACCGCAGAAGUGGGACGCGGCCGACAGCGGUUCCAGCGCCUACCACACGGGCGGAUCGUCAUCCGCUUCUCCGCCCACCCUCGAGCUCGGUGGGAGGUCCGGUUCCCUGCUGUCCUUAGCAGGUGCCCUGAUGUCGACACCCGUCUAUCCUUCCCUGCCUCCCAUGACGAGGACAGGCGCCACCGUAGGGUCCGCGGGACACGGUACGGGACCCACCGAGGACAAGUCAACUCAGAUGCGAGACUCCGACAUGCAGAGCCUGACGAGCUGCGAGUCCUGCCGGUGUCACCUGGACUUCGCCGCGACGACUGCCCAAGACAGUGAGCGAGCCAGCCUGCGUCCGCCGUGGCUCUUCGGUUCCCGACUACGUCUCCCUCUACCCGACCAUCAACAUCUGUUCCGUGAAGCCCUGGCGCGACGUAACGGUCGCGUCCAUGCGACAAAGUCGUCGUCAUCUUCUGCUCUCCCCACUCCAACGUCGACCAAGAAGGACCAACUGGUCUCAGCCACAACUGGAGGUGGUGAACACGGCGGUGACGAAACGGACCUCAAGUCCCAGUGGAAGGUGAAGAGGAGGGCCGACGGGACGCGGUACAUUACCAGGAGGCCUGCCAGGACGAAGCUGCUGAAGGAACGCGAGCAGAAGAUCCUCGAAGAGCGGAGCGGUCUGACGACAGAUGACGACAACCACUCGGAGUUGAAGACUGGAAAAUACUGGGCCAAGGAGGAGAGGAAGAGGCACCUCGAGAAGGCCCUUGACCAUUUUUCGGUAGAAAACCUUUCGACAGUGUUGAAAGCCAACCGAGUAUCUUACAACAAAGAGGAGAUGUUGGACAGCUGA